CCGUGACUCGCGUGGUUCGCCAGGAAGAGAACAUAAUCCUGCCGCCGUCCAUCAGGGCUAAUUUCAGCCCGAUGGCAGCUCAAUUUUAGCCAGCCAGCGCUGCAACACGACGCGGCCAAUCAGAUGCCGCCUUGGCACGGAAGCAGCCAAUCAGAAGCCGUCAUGGCAUAAAGCAGCCAAUCAGAAGGCAGCGCCCAGUGCGUAUUACUUCGGACGGCUGCACGGCGGCCAUGGACGGGACGAGUCGCGUCCUUUAAUGUGCCAAAACUUCUAGAAGUUUCCUCUCCACACGGAUCUGCCCCCAUGGGGGAAAUGGAGGGGUCAUACCGGACCCUGCAGACCCCCGGCACCAGGCUGGGGGCCCAGUUCAACGCAGGUAUCAGCACGUUGGAGCCGGGCCAGACCCUCAGCGGCUACAUGGUCAGCGAGUCCAACGGCCUGGCCCGCGGGCUCCAAGUCCGCGUCCAAGGUCUGGACGAGUCCCAGGAGUUCUUCGACCUGGACACAAAGGCGUUGGGGCAGACGCUCCUCUCGGAGGUUUUUCUGCGAGGCAACCUCAUGGAGAGCGACUACUUUGGUCUGGAGUUUCAUAACACACAGAUGAACUGGCUGUGGCUGGAACCCACUAAACUCAUCGUGAAACAAGUCAGAAGACCAGCAAAUACUUUGUUUAGACUCUCAGUCAAAUUCUUUCCUCCAGACCCCGGUCAGCUUCAGGAGGAAUACACCAGGUACUUAUUCUCCCUGCAGAUGAAAAGGGAUCUGAUGGAGGGACGCUUGAUUUGCACAGAAAACACCGGAGCCCUGCUGGCCUCUCACCUGGUGCAAUCUGAGAUCGGAGACUACGAGGCGGCGGCGGACAAAGACUUCCUGAGGAACAACACUCUGCUGCCUUACCAGGAGAAGGUGCAAGACGCCAUCAUGGACUUCCACCGCAGACACCAUGGCCAGACCCCCGCCGAAUCCGACUUCCAAAUCCUGGAGAUCGCCCGCAAACUGGAGAUGUACGGCGUGCGCUUCCACCCGGCGGCCGACCGGGAGGGCACCAAGAUCAACCUGGCCGUGGCCCACAUGGGCCUACAGGUGUUCCAGGGCCACACCAAAAUCAACACCUUCAACUGGUCCAAGAUCCGCAAGCUGAGCUUCAAGAGGAAGCGCUUCCUGAUCAAGCUGCACCCAGAGGUCCAUGGCCCCCACCAAGACACCCUGGAGUUCAUGAUGUGCAGCCGGGACCAGUGUAAAGUCUUCUGGAAGAUCUGCGUGGAAUACCACUCCUUCUUCCGUCUCUUUGACCAACCUCAACCCAAACCCAAAACUAUACUUUUCACCCGAGGCUCUUCUUUCCGAUACAGUGGGAGGACACAGAAGCAGCUGGUGGAGUUUGUGAGGGAAAAUGGAGCGAAGAGAACACCGUACCAGAGGAGGAACAGUAAAGUGCAGACGUCAUCUCGCUCCCUCACCAUCGAUGUGCCAAAACAGAGCGUGCCAUUCAGCGAGCGUCACAGGACCAUGGGCUCCACCCCCGCUUCCUCCGUCUCCUUCCACGUCCCUGACGUCAGCCCGCGGAAAGAACACCACGCUCAGCAGACUCCGCCCACCUCUCCAGCAUCCUCCCAGCCGCAGCAUCACUCCCCGAAGGAAGAACCCGCCGCCGUUCCCCCGUCUCACUUCGCUUUCCAAGACACGACGGUGGACUCCCCGCAGCUCUCGCCCUCGGACGCCGCCAAGGGUCCCCUCUGCCUGUCGCCCUCCUUCCAGAUGUCCACGCUCAGCCUGCCGGGCCAGGCCUCCUCGCCCUUGCAAAGCCCCGCCCCCAGCGAGGUGGGCAGCAAUGGCAGACUGGAGGAGGAGGAUGAGGAGGGCAGGAGGAAGAAAAGCCCCACUGACAAGGCCUACUUUAUUGCCAAGGAGAUUCUAACCACGGAGAGGACUUACCUGAAAGACCUGGAGGUCAUCACGGUGUGGUUCCGCAGUGCAGUGAUGAAGGAGAACGCCAUGCCAGAGGGACUGAUGACUCUGCUCUUCUCCAAUAUGGACCCCAUCUACGACUUCCACAGAGGCUUCCUCAAGGAACUGGACCAGCGUCUGGCUCUCUGGGAGGGGCGCUCCAACAGCCAGGUGAAGGUGGACUACCAGAAGAUUGGUGACGUGAUGCUGAAGAACAUGUGUGCUCUCAAGGAGCUGACAGGCUGCCUGCAGCAACACGACCAGGUGCUGAGCGAGCUGGAGCAGGCCAGCAGGCGGGUGAAGAAACUGGAGGCGGUCUACAAGGAGUUUGAGCUGCAGAAGGUGUGCUACCUGCCGCUCAACACCUUCCUGCUCAAGCCCAUCCAGCGCCUCAUGCACUACCAGCUCAUCCUGCAGCGCCUCUGCACGCACUACUCGCCCUCGCACCCUCACCACCACCACUGCAGGGAGGCCCUGAAGGAGGUGGCCGACAUGACCACGCAGCUCCAGAGCAGCCUCAUCCGGCUGGAGAACUUCCAGAAGCUGACGGAACUGCAGCGAGACCUGAUCGGGGUGGAGAACCUGACCGCACCCGGCAGAGAGUUCAUACGUGAGGGAUGUCUGUACAAGCUGACCAAGAAGGGUCUGCAGCAGAGGAUGUUCUUCCUGUUCUCAGACAUGCUCCUCUACACCAGCAAGGGUGUGACGGCCACCAACCAGUUCAAAGUUCACGGCCAGCUGCCCCUUCACGCCAUGAUUAUCAUAAUCCUGGACGCACCGGUGGAGGAGAGCGAGAAGGAGUGGUCGGUGCCUCACUGCUUCACCAUCUACUCCGCCCAGAGGACCGUGGUGGUGGCCGCCAGCUCCAAGGUGGAGAUGAGCAAGUGGAUCGAGGACCUCAACGUGGCCAUAGACCGGGCCAAGAAGUCCCAGGACAAGUCCGGCCUCUUCCUGGACGCCAGCCUGGCCGACCACUCCAACCGGUCCUCAGACGAGGUGUCGGUGGAGCAGGAGUCUGAGGACGACAUGAACUCCUCCCACACGUCGCUGGACAAGCAGACGCACCACCGCGCCAACACCACCAUGCACGUGUGUUGGCACCGCAACACCAGCGUGUCCAUGUCUGAUCACAGCCUGGCUGUGGAGAACCAGCUGUCCGGUUACCUGCUCAGGAAGUUCAAGAACAGCAACGGCUGGCAGAAGCUGUGGGUGGUCUUCACCAACUUCUGCUUGUUCUUCUACAAAACCCACCAGGACGACUUCCCGCUGGCCAGCCUGCCGCUGCUGGGCUACACGGUGAGCACGCCCGAGGAGGCGGACCACGUCCACAAAGAUUACGUCUUCAAGCUGCAGUUCAAGUCACACGUCUAUUUCUUCCGGGCCGAGAGCGAGUACACCUUCGACAGGUGGUUGGAGGUCAUCAAGAGUGCCGCCAGCACCACCGGGCGCGUGGGCCUGCUCGCCCCGCCGGAGAUGAACGGGAACUGACGGGCGCUCUGGAGGCGGGGCCUCUGGGAACGCACCUUUUCUCUCCUCUAACCACACUAAUUUGUGGGCGUGGCCAAAAGGGAGGUUUUUUUCUCGCAGGACCAAGUGGAAGAAGGAAGCGCAGGUCGGACACGAGGGUGCAGAGGAAAGUUCCGGAAGGAGUCAGGACUUUUCUAAUCAGUAUUAACGAAGGCUGGUCCCGGGCUGGUGAGCGUCGACUACUUUCCUCCCCGCUAAUCGUUACUCACGUGCCGCGCCGCCAUCUUGGCCAGGUCACGUGACCGCGCCGUGGAAGUCAUGUGACCUGCCGGUGUCUUCUAUUUAUUGUGCAGCGGGUGUUUGUUUUUAUUCCUCCAGGACGCCCUCAAUAAAACCCUCAUUUCACACGA
Nerophis ophidion (straightnose pipefish) is the source of this 3824-nucleotide messenger RNA. Its product is annotated as FERM, ARHGEF and pleckstrin domain-containing protein 2-like. Gene Ontology annotation, molecular function: guanyl-nucleotide exchange factor activity; cytoskeletal protein binding. Gene Ontology annotation, cellular component: cytoskeleton. The transcript is spliced from 28 exons. Lineage: Eukaryota; Metazoa; Chordata; Actinopteri; Syngnathiformes; Syngnathidae. The coding region runs from base 304 to 3435 and encodes 1043 amino acids. The record is from RefSeq and is a predicted model, not a curated record.